AUGGUCGAUGCGUACUCAAAAUGGCUCGAAGUGCAUCCAACGAAUGUGGCAACAUCGAGAGCAACAAUUGAAAAACUUCGAUCAACAUUUGCAAUCCACGGCCUUCCUAAAACAAUUGUUAGUGAUAACGGUAGUAAUUUUUGCAGUGAAGAAUUCGAAGAAUUUCUGGCGAAAAACGGCAUUCACCACAGAAGGACUGCUCCUUAUCAUCCAGCCUCCAAUGGACUUGCAGAACGGGCGAUCCAGACGUUUAAGGAAGGAUGA
Paramuricea clavata is the source of this 264-nucleotide messenger RNA. NCBI's taxonomy places the organism in Eukaryota, Metazoa, Cnidaria, Anthozoa, Malacalcyonacea, Plexauridae. The record is from the annotation of a GenBank genome assembly.